Messenger RNA from Tremella mesenterica DSM 1558, 1167 nucleotides. RefSeq lists its product as uncharacterized. Bases 1 to 1167 code for a protein of 388 amino acids. NCBI's taxonomy places the organism in Eukaryota, Fungi, Basidiomycota, Tremellomycetes, Tremellales, Tremellaceae. The transcript is spliced from 7 exons. The record is from RefSeq and is a predicted model, not a curated record. Gene Ontology annotation, cellular component: nucleus. Gene Ontology annotation, biological process: poly(A)+ mRNA export from nucleus.
AUGUCUGCUUCACCUUCGCCACCCGUACAACCUCGCGCAAUGACAUCCACCACAAGUGAUCUCUACGCUCAAGUGUUCGGUGCUGAUUCUGACGAUGAAUUGUCAGAGGAAGAAGAUGAUCAACCCCGACCUCCUAUUGUGAACGACCGUGAUGCGGAUGAGGAAGAAGAAGAAGAAGGUGCAGGUGACGUGUACGUGCCGGCUACAGCGACCACACCAGCUAAGAUUCCAAAGUUCAAGAAGAAAAAGAAGGUCGCUGGUGAGGACGGGGAGGAGAGAGAGAUGAGGAGGAAGGAGAAGAAGGAGAAAAGAAGGGAAGAGAAAGAGAAUAGGGCUGAAGUAGAAGAGGAGGAAGAAGAGGAACAACCGGUUUAUGAUGAAGCCACCCAGAGACGAAUGGCAUUAGAAGCCAGAAUAGACGCUAUUGGGAAGAAACCCAAGAAUACUCGACGUAAGAGGAAGGGCGAGGAUGUUGAUGACAAAGCUUCCAACGAUGCAAAACUUCCCGCAACUGCUAAAUUAGCGAUGCUUGAUGAAGUCAUGUCUGUAUUAAGAAAUCAAACACUCACACAGGCUAUCACCGACAAUCAAGUACUGGAUGCUGUGAGAGUAUGGCUAGAACCCAUUUAUCCUUCUGGAGCAUUACCAGCAGUAGGUAUACAGAAAGCUAUCUUUGAAGUUUUACCCAAGAUGGAUCUCGACACUCAAAUCCUAAAAGAAUGUCGUCUAGGUCCCAUCGUUUUAUUCUAUACGAAAACUAAACGAGUCACUCCUCUUAUCAAUCGUCAAGCAGAUAAUCUCGUUCAAAUGUGGAGUAGACCAAUUAUCAAACGUCCUACUACUCUCAAUCUCAACCCUCUCACUUCUACCGAAACAACACGUCAAGGUCAAACUGAAUUAGACGAAGUGACUGAUGAAGAUGAAGAAGUGGUUAGGGAACGUAUCAAAGUUCUUCCGAAAAGAUUCGACGCAAAGGCCGCUACUAAGGAGAAUGAAGGUAGGAGAGGUGUCAGAAUUAGGAAUAAUACAGAUGUACAAUAUACUAUCGUACCGGUCUCUAACCUUUUACAAGGUUCAGGAGAACAGAGAAACGUUUCUAGGAUACAAGCGGAUAAUAGAAAAUUCAAUAGAUUUGCUAGACAAAUCAAAAUGGCAAAGAAACGAUAG